AGUGCGUCAACGUCGAGGCUUGACGAAGGCUUUAGGAGGCUGCCUGAUCCAAGGCGCUACCGCAGCUACUCAUUGUGCGGCCAUCGGACGCUCAAAGCCAUCCAAUACCGUCGCAGACGACUCAGCUUCCGGUGCAUCCGACGGCCUCGCCUCGUUCGCAAACCUGCUCACGGUCACCGACUCUGCCACCACCCUUACGGCGGCACCGCAUCUCACCCAACCUUCGAAGUCAAGCAGGGUACCGACUAGUCAAUUCUAUGGUGAGGGACGACAUGGCGCUCUUCACUAGCUCUAUACCCAACCUGCAGACGCUAUGAAGGCGCGCUGGCGAGGGCGCGGGUCCUCCCAAACCCAAUGUCUAGGUCUGCCAUUUUCCCCUCGCGGCGCAACGAAAGGCCAAAUCGGCUAUCCUUCUCGUUCUCACACAGGAGACGUACAAGCAACAUGCCCAGUUCACCUGGCGUUGCCGUACCGCUACCUCGUCCUUUACCCCCAGCGCGAACGACAAGGCUAACGAGGCAAGCACCAGUAGCGGUAUCGCCUCUGGCGCCGAUGCUAGCUCAUCACAUCCGCCAACGUCCAAGGCAUAUGUCAUGGCGAGCACUUGACUCUUCACAACGGUGGUCACGGCUUGAAGACGUAACUUCGCGCCCAUCUGACCCUUGUGCAAGCCGACGAGGAGACAGAGAAUUGGCAAAGAGUAGCCUUGGCGUACAACGACCUUUACGUCGGUACGCAGAAGGUGAUUGUUGUCAGCCCUCACGAGUAGCACAAACGCCUCUAGGAUCCUUCUCCCCCAUCUGCCCGCAAUGGCUUCGUCAAGACUCUCAUAUGCUGAAGGAGGUCGAUGGCGACCCUGAGCUUUGGCUUCGAGCCGUCUUCGCAUACCUCGACCUGAUCAGUGGGACCCAGAUAGUGCUGGGCGUGGGCCCUCACCGCUGGCACGAGCAUCUGUACAGGCUAUCCGAGUCCUCUGGCUACGGAGACUGGGCCCGGACUCCUUUCUGGCAAGCCGUGACGGACGGCUUCUCUGGAGCGACGGCUGUCGCAGGCCGGCUCCUUGCGCAGCUCGAGGCCGAUCCUCGGGCCGUCAACAAGCUGGUCUGGUGGAAGAAGGUGCAGGCGGCUGCUCUCAAUGCUGGCUGCACUACGCCAGCAUCACUCGGCAAGAGCGAGCUCGCAGAGCGUCUGGCGACAUUGGAGAUGGGUGAAGAAGGGGUGGGGUGUGUGCACCUUGGCGUCGGCUUCCGAGGGGAGCGUCUGAGCCUAGACUAUACGGGACGCACAAAUGACGAGAUGCGCCGCAGCAUUCAGCAUCUCUUCGGCAUCUCUAAAGGCCAAGACUCAACCACAUUGUUCUACCAGGAAGGAGCCAAGUGCGACGAGGUUUUCAUCUUCCCGCUGCUGGAGCAUCGCGUCGACGCCAAAGGCGCCCGCUCUGUUCUUUGCCGAGCUGUCAUGGAGGGAGUCUGGUGCUUGCUUCUAGGGUCGAACGUGCGCAGGGAGAGCCUCAACAGCUACCGCUGCGACUAUGGCCUUCCCAAUCUCGGAGACGAGGUCUUCGGCUGCAAUGGUGAGUCGUGUGUCUUCGUGCUUGCGCCCACUCUGCAUUCUACUGAAAUGACCGCCCUUGCGAGCUCAGCGACCGUCUGCUUUGAGGUGCCCGAGGCCGAGGAGGGGGAUGACGAGGCCGCCAUGCAGGUACAAAAUCCAACGUACCGCAGGGCUCUGCGCCGCGUUAGGCUGCAGGAGGACUGCUUGGACACGCUCACGGGGCACAGAGACCAGGCCGCGGUGGAGAGGCAGGAGGUCCGGGUGACAGAGGCGCGCAGCACCUUCUACGAGGUAUACAAGCAGCUGAUGCGCUCAAGGAUGCUACUCUUCAAGCCUAAGCUCAACGACAACAACGAGCAUGGAGCUCCGUGGCUAGGCUUGAAAAUGCCCAAGGCCUUCAUUGCGGAGAUGCAGGGCAUCACUGGCGGUGAGAAGUUCUUUUUGGGUGUAGAGGUCGGGGAGGACAGCUCGGUCGGCUCAGCGAGCGAAGAAGACCGCCGCUUCUUCAAAAAUGUGAUGGUCACGGGUAGGUCCACCGACCCUGCCGAGACCAGGUCGGUCGUUUGGCGCAACGACAGCUGGCCCCUGUCGAAAAGCCGCCCGAGACUUCUUCACCCGCGCUGUCGACGCCCUCGAUGAUGCAGCGCUGCGCCAUGCCGCUCGCGAGCAGGCGCGCCAGGAAAUCGUAGCCCGAAGACCGCAAGGCUACGAGAAGGUCAGCAUUCUGGCGAGGAAGGGGUUCGAUGGUCGAUUCUGGCUCACCAGCAGCUUACAAAUCGAGCUCGAGAAUGGCAUGCGAAAGGUCACGCUGGGCAGAGGUGCAACAAGGAAUG
Molecule: messenger RNA, 2387 nt
Organism: Jaminaea rosea
Lineage: Eukaryota; Fungi; Basidiomycota; Exobasidiomycetes; Microstromatales
Exons: 1
Coding region: 355-2193 (612 amino acids)
Source: RefSeq, a predicted model, not a curated record